UGUCGUGGUGUCCAACAUGCUCCCUCUGUUGCUACCAACAGUGAUAUCUUUAACAGUGCAAGUCCUGUCAGUUAGCGAAGACGAGUUGUUAAGAGUACAGCUCUCCUCCGACGGCUUUUCCAGGAGGCGACGCUAAAAUGUAGCCCGAAAGCAGAUGCGAUUCUAGUGCCAGUAAUUUAUUGUUUUAAUAAACUGUUUAGUUCACCUCCGGGAUAAGUGACUGUUUUUCUAGUGAUUUUACAAUUCUAAACUUUUAUUAAAUUAAUGCAAUUUAUUGGGUCAAUAAUCUUUAAUGUGCUGAUUGAUUUAUUUUCGUGUUGUGUUGUGAAACUUGUUAAAAAGAGAAAAGAUACAGUCUCGCCGAUCUUGCACUCUUGCAUCUGUGAUCUGUCGUUGCUUAUUUACACCUGCAUCAGGACUCCCUCGAAACGAAGAGAUGAAAUGUUUUACGAAGAUGGUGGUGUGGCUGACGGAUCUCCAAAAGUAGGACGCUAUUAAGGGAGACCGAGGUGCAAGGGUUGGUGUUGCCCUUAAUCCUCGAAUUUACCCACCGCCAUCGCUGGCUACUAUGCAAAUUGCACACUGGAUCCGAGCCCUCGUUGCGGUGCUUGGCUUCGCCGCCGUUCUUCCAGUAAGUUGCAGCGAGCAUUUCAACAACACGCUCUUCGAUCGCAGCAAACGCAGCAUCCACAAACACCAUCACGACAGCUGGUACGAACACGACGUUCAUCUGUGGUUUCCCGGCAAGUUGUUGAAUCACCGCGACAACCAAAUGCUGCUGCGCGAAGAAAGCAGCAGCGGCAACAACGGCAGCGAGUGCUGCCCCUCCGUCCUCGAGAUGAUCGAACCCCAAGGGGGCAAAAACCGGCAAGACCAAUACGUGGAAUUGUACCGGGAUGGGGACUACACGCAGAGGUUCUACGAGCGGUCGUGCCAUAAGGAGAUUCUGGGGAAGCCGUGCAGGUUCAUGGACAAAAAGCUGCACGAGCACUCGAAGUGCAUCCAGAAGUAUAGCUACACUUAUGCACUGGUUCGGGACCUGGGGAGGCAUCAUAUGCAGAGGCCAAAGAAUUUCCCGUCGUUAGCGGCACCAGGGGGAGUUACGUGGACUUUAGACUAUAUAAGGAUUAGAAGUGGUUGUGCUUGUGUAGUUACGCCUAAUAAGAAGAAGAGAGACAGGCUGAAACACCGAAAGACGAGAGUCAAAGACGAUUCAAAAUAAACUUUUUAAGAAAUUUCGGUAUACCAAAGGACUUAGGUGUGCGUAAGUUGCGACUGGAACGAUUUUCUAGUGGUUAGACAUUCCAAUCAUAGGCCGGUCCAGGUUUUGGCCUAUUAUUUUGCUCAUUGUAUUUCCUGAUAAUGCAAGAUGGUUCAUAUUAUCUAGGAAUAAAAUAGGCCUUCGUGCAGUAAAUGACUUCUUACGGAAGUUUAACGAAAACAGGAUUAUCGUUGGUCACUCAAGUGACCCUAUUAUUUGACAUGUGAAUGCACUAGUCUACUAUUAAAAAAUAAUAUAUAACUCAUUGUAAAAAAUGAUUGAAAGGUAAACCAUAAAAGGGUAAUUCGACUUACAAAGUGGAAAUGAGUACCGCUACAACCGUAAACAACCUACACGCAUAUUAUAACAGUGUAUUUGUGUAUUUACGAACAGUAUUAAUAGAUUUUUAAUUACUUGUCUUAAUACUCAAAAAACAUUAUCACCAAUACUCAUCGCUUCUUACAUAAUUUUUAGUAUUAAAUUAUUUAUGGUUACCUACUUUCAAAGUACUGAAAAUGUUAGAUUUAAGAAAUAAUUUGCCGAAUAUUGUUUUUAUUGAAAUGUGAAAUGUUUAAAAAAUUAUGUAAAUAGUUGCUAUUUAUUGCUUUUGUAUUUUGGAACUAGUAUUACUGUUCAAUUUUUUGCAUUUCAAUAAAACGUAAUAACUGUGUACCUCAGAAAUUAGUUUUAAAUUUUUAUAUUAUUUUAUUGAGAAAAUUAU
This is a messenger RNA of Tribolium madens (black flour beetle), 1982 nucleotides long. RefSeq lists its product as uncharacterized. NCBI's taxonomy places the organism in Eukaryota, Metazoa, Arthropoda, Insecta, Coleoptera, Tenebrionidae. The record is from RefSeq and is a predicted model, not a curated record. Gene Ontology annotation, cellular component: extracellular region. The transcript has 4 exons. Bases 569 to 1222 code for a protein of 217 amino acids. Gene Ontology annotation, biological process: innate immune response; regulation of Toll signaling pathway; central nervous system formation. Gene Ontology annotation, molecular function: growth factor activity; Toll binding.